AUGGAAGCUGAAGAGAAAAAAGGGGGUGUUCCUUUCCGAUUAAGCACUUGUCUUGAUUUUAUUAACUGUAUGGAUGAUUGUGGUAUGACUGAAUCUAGUUUUGUAGGUAAUGUCCACACUCUGUGUGGUGGAGAGAGGGGCGGCAUAAUUAAGAUCAGGCUAGACGAUGUGCUUAUGCAUAAUAAGGAAUGGGCCUCUAAAUUUCCAAAUGUUACAGUGGAACAUCUUUCUAAGACUGGAUCGGAUCACAACUUACUCUUGGUUCGCUGCUCAGAUGAUCAACAACAUGUGAUCAAAUACUUGAAGUUUCUCAAUUUCUGGACUGACCAAGAAGAUUAUCUUUCCUUGGUUAAUUUGGGAAACUGA
Messenger RNA from Lycium ferocissimum, 366 nucleotides. RefSeq lists its product as uncharacterized. The coding region runs from base 1 to 366 and encodes 121 amino acids. Lineage: Eukaryota; Viridiplantae; Streptophyta; Magnoliopsida; Solanales; Solanaceae. The record is from RefSeq and is a predicted model, not a curated record. The transcript has a single exon.